Messenger RNA from Sceloporus undulatus (fence lizard), 3579 nucleotides. RefSeq names its product origin recognition complex subunit 2 (gene ORC2). NCBI's taxonomy places the organism in Eukaryota, Metazoa, Chordata, Lepidosauria, Squamata, Phrynosomatidae. Gene Ontology annotation, biological process: DNA replication. Gene Ontology annotation, molecular function: DNA replication origin binding. Bases 239 to 1810 code for a protein of 523 amino acids. The transcript is spliced from 16 exons. The record is from RefSeq and is a predicted model, not a curated record. Gene Ontology annotation, cellular component: nuclear origin of replication recognition complex; nucleus.
GCUCCCAGACGGAGGCUGCAGCAGUGUAAGCGGCAGGCGCGGGAUUCCAACGUUCCUUCCGGUGCGGGGCCGAGGGCAGCAGCUGUUUGUGGUUUUCCAAAUCCUCGCGUUCUCCUGGGAGAAGAAGGAGGAGCUUCCGGGGUCACCAGUCUGGGCCAACUUGAGGGCAGUUAACAACAGCAACAAAGGAGUUGUAAACAUGUUUACGUGGAAACAAAUCCUGCCAUCUUAACUUGCUAUGAGUAAUCCAAAGAUAAAGGGGAAUAAAGUCUGCGAAGUCAAGUUUGUAGCAGAUGAAGAUGUUCUGAAGCACAUUUCUGAGGAUACAGGUCUUAAGGUUCGGAAGAACAAAGCUCUGCCAGCACUUGAUAUAAAAAAAUGGGUGAAAAAAACAGAGAACAUCUCAGAAGAUGAAGCUCAAGAUACUUUUGAAGAGCAGGAUUAUGUGUCUGCCCUAGGGGUAGACGUUCAAGGAUCUUUGAAAAAUGGCUCCAGUGCAGGUGGUAGUGAUGUCUUUCCGUUCCAAACUCCAAAACGCUCUAAUAAGAUGGCAGAGACAGCCUCUGAGCUAGCUCAUCAGCCUGGAAGAAAUGUAAUAAAUGACAGUUGGACGAAGCCUGAGAAGGAAGCAAGCAGCAAGAAAUGUUUUGCGUCAGGCAAGGACCAGGAAGAGCAGAGCAGAAAGAACAAGUGUGUAUCAAAAACACCUUACAGACUCAGGAAGAGAAUUACAGGGUUGAACAUGUGCUCUGAUAGUGAAAGUGAUUAUUCUGCUUCAUGUUCUGAUGAAGAGGAGGAAGAUAGCUGUAGCAAAGCUGGUGAUGCAGCUUUUUGUCCAGCCACACCUCAAACAACUUCUGCUCUCCCUAAUGAAGAAACACCAGCUAAGAAACUUAAGCAAAACAUUCCUAGCAAUUCGGUAGAAGAAUAUUUUGAAGCACACAGCAGUUCCAAAGUUUUAACCUCUGAUCGAACACUUCAGAAGCUGGAGAAGAAAAAACUGGAUCAGGAGUCCCUGCGAAACCUCUUAAACAAAGUACCUGUCGCUUUUGCUGCUGAACGUGAAGUAUUAACUAAGCAACAUGAAACACUCUUUUAUAAGUGGAUGUUGCAAUUGCACUUGGGAUUCAAUAUUGUGCUAUAUGGAUUAGGCUCAAAGAAAGAUCUUUUAGAGAAUUUCCGCAUCGCUCUUCUUCAGAACUCUGUUCAUAUUGUUGUGAAUGGAUUCUUUCCCAGCAUUACUGUAAAAUCGAUUCUGAAUUCCAUUACAGAGGAGGUGCUGGAUUACAUGGGUUCUUUUCGCAGCCCUCAGGAUCAGUUGGAUUUAAUCAUGAAAAGAUUUAAAGAAGAUCCUUCUUUGGAGCUAUAUUUGCUUAUUCAUAACCUGGACAGCCAAAUGCUGAGAGGAGAUAAAAGCCAACAAAUCUUAGCACAGUUGUCAUCUCUUCCCAAUGUCUACUUCAUCGCCUCCAUUGAUCAUAUUAAUGCACCACUCAUGUGGGAUCAGGCGAAACAAAGCAUGUAUAAUUGGUUGUGGUAUGAAACAACUACUUACAGCCCUUACAUAGAAGAAACAUCAUUUGAGAACUCCCUGUUGAUAAAACAGUCUGGGUCUUUGGUUUUGAGCUCUCUCACACAUGUUUUGCAUAGCCUCACUCCUAAUGCAAGCCUUCCCCAACAUGGUGUCCUCCAUACAUUAUGGACUACAGCUCCCAGCAUUCCUGACCUUUGGACAUACUGGUUGGGGCUUAUGGAAACAAAAACACCUGAAAAUACCAGAUUGUUUCAAAAUGCUAUGAAUCAUGUGUAAUAUACUUCUUUGCUGAUUAUAUUGUCAUUUCCUUUCUUUUCUCUGCAAGGAGUUGUUUAAACAUAUGCAAUAUUUUCCAGGAUGUGUAUGCCCACAUGUUAAUUUUGCAUGUGUGUAUAUGAACCUUCAAGUCACCUGUUGACUUAUGGUGACCCCAUGACUUUCAAGGAAUCCUCAGAGGUAGUCUUGCCAGUUCCUGCCUCCCAAAUACAGCCUACAGCAACUGGUAUUCAUUGUCAGUCUUCCAUCCAAGUACUAACCAAAGCUGCCCUUGCUUAGCUUCCAAGAUCAGAUGGUAUCUGGUACCUUUAAUGUCUUUAGGCCUAAUUUAGCAUAGCUAUGUGAAAAUAAUGGUUUCUACAGAGAAGUGGAUUUUUUUUAGAAAAGAUGAUACUGGAUAAAGGACAGAGUUUUCUUUGUGUCAUGAAUCAAUUUCAAGCCUUCUAUGAGAGGGUAUCAUAAAGUUUUACUUAUCACUUUUAAAAAAAAUUGACAAAGUUACUUUUGAUUUGUAGUUGUUAAUUUUUCUCUACAUAGUCACCAACCAGAUUUGCACAUUUUUCACAGCAUUUCUUGACCCUCCAAAUACCGUUAUUGUAAGGCAGAUUGUGCCUUAAACCACUCUUCCACUUCAUGAAUGAUAUGAUUUGUGUUGUCAAAUCGGUGACCCCGCAACAGAUUUUUCAUUUCUGGGAACAAGAAAAAGUCACUUGGUGUGAGGUCGGGAGAGUAAGGCGGAUGCUGUAAAAUCUCAAAGACACAUGCCCUUGCUUUAUUAACUCGAACUUGAGAUAAGUGAGCUGGUGCACUGUUGGGUAAGAGACGAAUGCCUCUGGAGAGCAUACCGUGACAUUUCUUUUUCAGAACAUCUUGCAACUUGUCCAGAAGAUUGCUGUAGUAUGUGCCAGUGAUGGUUUGUCCCUUUGCAAUGUAAUCUGUGAGAAUGACUCCAUGACAGUCCCAAAAAAAUGAGAGCAUGAAAUUCCCUGCUGAUCUUUGCACCUUUGCCAUUUUGGGGGGGAGGGGAAUCAACUUGCUUCCACUCCACUCCAUGCCCAUGAUUUUGGUCUCUGGAUCAUACUGAUGGGUCCAAGAUUCAUCCUUGGUUACCAGAUGACCAAAAAAAUCCUGUUCAUCCUGUACCAACAGCAUCAACAUCUGACUUGAAAGGUCACGCCGUGUUUAGUUUCUGGAAAGGGGUUAGCAAACGUGGAACCCAGUGUACAGACACUUUAGACAUGCAGUUCGUUAUGAAUAAUUUCCCACAUACCACUAUAACUGAGACCAGUUUCAGUCAUGAUCAUUUGGAUGGCUGCUUGUUUGUCUUCCAGGAUUAAACACUCAGUUUUCUUCACUUUGGAUGCAUUGUCCGUCAGUGAUGAUCUUCCAGUCUUGGCUCAUCUGUGAGAGACAUGUGACCAGUUUGGAAAUUCCUUUUCCACCUCAAAAUAGUGUCAUAAGAUGGGCAAUCAUUUCCAUAUACCACCAUAAUCUCAUCAUGAAUUUGCUGGUCACUAUUUAUCAUGCUGCGAGCCUCAAUCCUCUCCAUCUUACACUUUAGUCGCUUCUGGCACAAAAAUAAAUGAGCUGAUUUUCUCAACAUCAUGCAAUUAGGGAUCAAUUAUGACAAAAUUUCAUUAAUAUUCCAUAGCAACUUAUGGAUGAUAAUUAUUACUUUACGAUACUCCUUCAUACUUUUUGAAUUCACAUUUUGUUGUUUCAUGAAAAUAACUUUCUGGUCUUCUUUAAAUACAUUUGGUUCCCUUUCU